Priapulus caudatus is the source of this 1813-nucleotide messenger RNA. RefSeq lists its product as uncharacterized. The record is from RefSeq and is a predicted model, not a curated record. The coding region runs from base 64 to 1308 and encodes 414 amino acids. NCBI's taxonomy places the organism in Eukaryota, Metazoa, Priapulida, Priapulimorpha, Priapulimorphida, Priapulidae. The transcript has 3 exons.
AUCUCAUGAAGUUUAGGCAGUUGAGGCGAAGGCAGAGAGGGAGGACACAACGCAGUGAGCGAGAUGAAGACAGCGAUUCUAAUUUUACUUCUUGGGCUGUUAUUGAAUGGUAUAACGAGCCAAACGAGCUUACCGGAAGGAACUUUCGAGUUGGUUUUCCCGACAAAGAGUAACGACAGCUAUGCUACAUCAAACAGCUCGCUGCCUCGGCUCAACACAUUUACUGUCUGCCUGCGCGCACGCACGAUCAGCAGCGGCGCCAAUCUCACUGUCCUGUCCUACGUCGGCGAGCCGGCAGAGGGCGCUCUGUUUGCCGUCUACAUCGCACCAGAAGGCGUCGGAUUUGACAUAGGAGACUCCAACGCAGAAGUGCUAGCGCAGCAAGUACGGGAUGGAGAAUCGCACGACAUCUGCGUGCUCUGGAGCGCGACAGACGGCAUAUGGGUCAUCUACGUCGACGCUGUGCUCGUCGGUAAUGGGUCGGGCAUCGCCGUCGACGAGGACAUCGUCGGCGGCGCCACCGUCGUCGUCGGUCAGCGCGCGGGCGACGGCGAGUCAGCUUUCCGGCCGGACGAAGGCUUCCAGGGCUACCUGCGGGACGUGAACGUCUUUGUCGGGUGGCUGACGGCGGCGCGCGUGCAAGAGGUGCACGACGCCUGCGCUAGCGAGGGAGACGCGCUCGCCUGGGACGACCUCAGGUCGGCGGCCCUCCAGGGUGACGUGUCGCUGGCGGACGUUAUCUGCGAGGCUGCCGUCACGCGGCCACCGGUGAACGCCUACCCGUACUACUACGGCGGCCGCACGGAAGCGACAACAACCAAUGCCACCACGGAGAUACCGACAUACCGCCGCUACGGUUACCAUCGCGACGACAAAACCACCACCACAAGCCGACCUAGGUAUCGUCACAGGACUACAACAACUGAGAGACCAAGCUACCGUCGCUAUAGUUACCGCCACAGGACAACAACAACUGAGAGACCAAGCUACCGUCGCUAUGGUUACCCUCACAGGACAACAACAACUGAGAGACCAAGCUACCGUCGCUAUAGUUACCGCCACAGAACAACAACAACUGAGAGACCAAGCUACCGUCGCUAUGGUUACCGUCACAGGACGACAACAACUGAGAGACCAAGCUACCGUCGCUAUGGAUACCACCACAGCCACAGGACUACAACUGACAGACCGAGCUACCGUCGCUAUGGAUACCACCGCAGCAGCAGGACUACAACUAAAAGACCGAGCUAUCGUCGCUAUGGAUACAGCAGUAAAUCAUCGGCAAAAAGAUCAGGUUACCGUGGUUAGCCACAACUUGGCACACAAACAGAUCAAACUAUUACAUCAAUAAAUAAGACAAUUACACGAGUAACAAUGAAUUACCUAACAAAUGUACAGCUACACCCCAAACUAACAACAGUAGGCACUGAGAAAUAUGCACAGGUUGCAUAGACAAUAGCUGAUAUUGAAACAAAGUUAAAUUACACCAGAAAGUUCGAGUGUUGAAAUAGAAUAGUCCCAGACACAUAAACAGUAAUUAUCAUAUUUAAGGUGACAUCUACAAAAAAGUGAUAUGGCACGAUUCAACUGUAAUUACACUAUUGUAGUCAAUGUAAUGUGUUAAUUAAAUUUAAAGUUUUUGCACUUUGUGUCGAUAAAGUACUUCGUUGGUUACACUUAAAAAAGCAAAUGCUAUUAAACUGAACAGGAAAAUGUUACCUAUCCCGUUACAAAUUGCAGUUUCGCUUAUGUGGUAGACAAUAAUGUAUUUUAUUAAAUAAUAAAUAUUUACUUUGUUCUCAUACGCAUAAAA